Cyclopterus lumpus (lumpfish) is the source of this 3865-nucleotide messenger RNA. RefSeq names its product NPR3-like, GATOR1 complex subunit (gene nprl3). The transcript is spliced from 12 exons. The record is from RefSeq and is a predicted model, not a curated record. Gene Ontology annotation, biological process: cellular response to amino acid starvation; TORC1 signaling; positive regulation of autophagy. Bases 721 to 2199 code for a protein of 492 amino acids. NCBI's taxonomy places the organism in Eukaryota, Metazoa, Chordata, Actinopteri, Perciformes, Cyclopteridae. Gene Ontology annotation, cellular component: GATOR1 complex.
CUUUUUUUGCUGACAUUCUUUUUUUCUUUUUUUUUGCUUCUGUCUCUGCUACACAAGGCUUCACAAGAGUUUUACAGCUUUAUACUCAGAAAUGACCUUAAAUGACCUUUUCGAGAGGAUAAACUGCAAUAUAGAACUGAGAAGGGGCACAACAGAUAAUAUCUAAAUAAUAAUUUAAAAUAAAUUCCAGCUGAAACUUUGAGCCAGGGUUAAGUAUAGUAUAUAUUAAGACAUGUGUUAUAUGGCAAGUCAUUUUUGUCCUGGUUAAGAACCGGGCAGCAGUGACAGUUUGAGGCCAUGGACUUCAUAACAAAUUGUAUAAAGUGGUUUGCAGUGUUUAAGUGGCUGGCUUUGACUGCACAAACUAGUUUUACGGUAUCUUUUUUAAGUAAUGAUACUACCAUUUUGAGUUUAAGAUCACAUAUCUAUAUUAGCUUUUUCAACAUUAAUAACAUGAGCAGACAGGGUAAACAGGUAAUUAGUUUGGAUCAACCUGCAGACCAGCAUUUUCACGUCACAGUAUGUUUGUUGGGGUUGUGUUGAUGUCCAUUUUAUGCAUUCAGCCCAACUGUGUGUUGCAUUUUCCCUUUUGUUUGCUUUUUUUCUUCUUUUUUAUGGCCCAAUUCCCAUUUCAGAGAACAAUCUCCACUAACUGACGAACAGUUGGUAGCAGGGUUCUCUGACAUCAUCCUCGCCACCAUUCUGGCCACCAAAUCUGACAUGUGUGGGAAAAAGUUUGAACUGAAGAUAGACAAUGUUCGAUUUGUGGGUCAUCCUACUCUCCUCCAGCACCCUCCCAUCAUUCAGGUUGCUAAAAUGGACCCUUCCCCCAAGAGAGAAAUGCCUACGAUGAUCUUGUUUAAUGUGGUGCUUGCACUAAGGGCGAACGCUGACCCGUCCGUCAUCAGCUGCAUGCACAACUUGUCACGCCGCAUCGCCAUCGCCCUGCAACACGAGGAGCGGCGCUGCCAGUACCUGACCAGAGAGGCCAAGCUGAUGCUGGCCGUCCAGGAUGAGAUCACCACCACGACUGAGACGGAUGGAAGCCCCCAGUCCCCAUUUAGACAAAUUCUUCCCAAAUGUAAACUAGCCAGGGACCUGAAGGAGGCUUAUGACAGCCUUUGUACAACUGGCGUGGUGCGACUACAUAUUAACAACUGGCUCGAGGUGAGCUUCUGUUUACCACACAAGAUCCACAGGAUCGGUGGUACCUACAUCCCCCCCGAGGCAUUAGAGCGCAGCCUCAAGGCUAUAAGACCCUAUCAUGCCCUGCUGCUCCUGGAAAGUGAGAAGGCACUGCUGAGCCAGCUUCCUCUGGACUGCUCGCCUGCAAUGGUGCGCCUCAUCAAAACCUGCUCGGCGGUGAAGAACCUGCAGCAGCUCGCACAGGAUGCUGACCUGGCCUUACUUCAGAUCUUUCAAAUUGCUGCUCACUUGGUUUAUUGGGGCAAAGCGAUCAUCAUCUACCCGCUGUGUGAGAACAACGUCUACAUGCUUUCUCCUCAUGCCAACAUCUCCCUAUACUCACCAUUGGCAGAACAUUUUUCCCAGCAGUUUCCUGGUCACGAUCUGCCCUCCAUGCUCGCCAAGUUCUCACUUCCUGUCUCACUCUCUGAGUUCAGAAACCCCCUGGAAGCUCCUGCACAGGAGGCUCAGCUGAUCCAGAUGGUGGUGUGGAUGCUCCAGCGCCGUUUACUGAUCCAGCUGCACACUUACGUCUGCCUGCUGGUACCGCCCAGCGAGGAUGAGCCCGGCUUGAGGGAUGAAGACCCUCCGCUGGCUGCCCGAUUAGGAGGACGCAGUCUCAGCACCCCAAGCGCUCUCAGCUUCGGCUCCCCGACCAGCAGUGAUGACAUGACGCUCACCAGUCCCAGUAUGGACAACUCCAGUGCAGAGCUACUGCCUGGUGGGGACUCUCCGCUUAACAAGAGGAUGACAGAGACGCUGCUUGCCAGCUUGUCAGAGCACGAGAGGCAGGUUAUUCUUAACAUCCCGGCUGCACAAAAUCCAGAGGAUCUGCGGAUGUUUGCCAGGCUGCUGCACUAUUUCCGGGGACAUCACCACCUGGAAGAGAUUAUGUACAAUGAGAACAUGAGGCGCUCGCAGCUCAAGACGAUGUUUGACAAGUUCCGCAGUGUCCUUGUGGUGACCAACCACGAGGAUCCCAUUAUUUCAAUCUUUCAGUCACCCAUGGAGUAGUGGCACAGAGACGGUAUCAGCUCUUACCAACUGGAAACAAUGUCAGUUUGAGAGCAGUUAAUAGCCUGCUGUGCUCACAGCAAAGUGCUAUUGCUCAGUGUUAUUUUAAAAAUGAAUUGACAAUGAUUGCGAAAUUGAUUGCAGAUUUUUUUCUCUUACGAGUCAAAUUUGUUUACAAUAUUAAAUUAUUUUGUACAUAGCCGAAAUACCUAAAGCGUUUACUCUGAAUAUUAAAACUAUUUAGUAUAACAGUGGUUUAACGUCAUCUUGCAACAGAUGGGCACACUUUGUAAUGAUCAUUUCAGACGUCAGCUACCUCUCCUCAGGAAUCCCAGAGGUGGGGAAAGAAAGAAAGACAGCAAGACAAGUGAAGGCUCUAAACAUCAGAGGCUAUUUUGCUUUGAGAGCAGAGCUUUUUCCAAACAUCUGUGAAAUCACUGAGUCGCGAGGAGAGAAAUGCCCAAGUAUGACUGCUUAUUAAAAAACACAAGACGGAAGAGCUAAACAAAAUACUCAUUUUAAUAGUCUGAUGAUUUGAGUCUUAUUCUAGCUGACUUAAUCUCUGUGUUUGCGGUUUACAAAAUUAAUAAGAACACACAUUGAAUAAUUGAUGCAGAUUGGAAUGUAGGCAUUCAACCAGUCCAGAAGGUUAUUCUACUUGACUUUCUUCUUGAGUUUUUAUACUGCCUAAAUGGGAGACGUCCACAGAGGGAACAGAUGGCAGAGUAGUUCCAGGGAUAUUCCUGUUACGCCCUCUUGACUUCUGAGGGACCUACAGUACAUUGUUCGUUACAUUUACAGACUGUCUUUCUGCCUCUUUAUUCACGACGCUAACACAGGGGUGCCCACGGAGAUAGAACCGCCAGGGCUUCAUGGCCCAUUCCCCAUGAGAUUCAAUUCCAACGCGUGGUGCCGAUACGAUGUCGUGGGGUUCUGCUGAAUUUGUGUCGGGCUCCCUCUCCAGCCACACGUCUGGGUCUGAGGCGAGGUCUCGGCGAUCAAAACAGCGGAGUAUAUUUAGAGCCUGGCACAGCUUGGACGGCCCGUUGGAAAGCUCUUUGUCCUUCAGUUGUCGGGCUCCCUCUCUGCGUCUGGCUGCCCUCAGCUGCCUCAUGAGGGGCUGACCCUGCAGGGACUCCAGGGAGCGCAGCAGCACGGCAGCACCCUCCCCUGGGGAACGAGCACACAAUAUGCAUCAGUCAGCAAGGCUCCACUCUGUCUCCUUCCUCUUGCCCUUUAUCCACGGAUGACAAAAACCACACUACUGUAUUGAUUUAGUGUCAUAUAAAUAAAUAAAAACACUUGGAAUUGGGCAUAUUGAACCUAAAAUGUAUCCGUUUGCAUGCUACAGUAGACAUGGCGGCUAUCACCUUUAGUGGGCAAUGCUGUUACCUUCACUAGACACGUUCAUACAGAGGUAGAUGCCAUAGAUCGGAUACACGUAGAUUGUGCCAGGCUUCAUGAACAUGGCGGUGUUCCUUUCAGUGCGUUUGCCUCCUGCUGAGUGUGAAGCGUUGUCCUCCCCUCCAAGGUAGGCUUCAGUUUCCACUAUUCUCCCUCGCAGCUCAGUCCCAUCGGCACACCUGCGGACCAACACCUGCAUGGACAAUGAGCAAGACAGAUCAUGUUUUUUAUUUUGUAUUAUUAAAUCGAUUAGUCAAAUUAA